AUGGCGGAAAACAAUGCUUUUAGAGGCCGACCCACAGAGGAUCCUAACAAGCACCUCACUAAAUUCAUCCAGAUCUGCAACACGACGAAAAUAAAUGGAGUCACAGAUGAGCAGAUCAGAUUAAGGGUGUUCCCUUUUUCUCUGGAGGAUGAUGCCAAGGAUUGGCUGGACAAUAUGGAGCCCAACUCCAUUCGCACGUGGGAGGCCAUGGUUGAGAAGUUCUUAGAAAAAUACUACCCACCGAGUGAGGCAUUGAAGAGGCAGUCAGAAAUCAUUUCGUUUGAGAUGACUCCCCAAGAGAGUAUCCGAGGAGCUUGGGAAAGAUUCAAGGGGCUGAUGAAGAGGUGCCCCAAUCAUGGGCUGAAUCUGACGCAUCAAGUCCUAGCAUUCUGUAGGGGGUGUCUGCCUGAAGCGAAGCGCGAAUUGAACUUGAGCGCAGGGGGGUCAUUGCUAAAGAAGGGAGAAGCAGAUGCCAUGGAGGUGAUUGAGAGAGUGACCUCUAAUGAUGAAGGCUGGAACAACGAGAGGAGCAACAUACACAGAGUAGCCUCUGCCACAGAGAGCAGCCAUAUGGACAGCAUGUAUAAGCAGAUGGAGCUCCUCCAUAAGAAGUUAGAUCUCAUGGGGAUGGGACCGGCUAUGCAGGAGCGGCAAGAGGGUGUAGAGGAUGUUAACUACAUACACCAAGGGGGCAACAACUACUAUAACAACUCCCGCCCCCCUCUAGUGGGUGGGGGUUACAAUCAUUUUGGGAACAAGGCGCAUCCUAAUCUGUCGUAUGGGAACCCCAACAAUUCCCUCCAGCCACCACCGGGGUUCACAGUUUCCCAAGGGAUGAUCGCUGAGCCGCAGAAGAAAAGUACAGAAGAUAUACUGAGUGCAUUCAUGUUACAGUCACACAAGAACAUGGAGCAUACCAAUCAAAGGCUGGAGAAGGUUGAGAAUGAUGCCCACAGCAUGGCAGUACAUAUGAAGGGCAUAGAGACACAGAUGAGUCAGAUUGCUCAAGCUGUGAGCAGUCAGCAAAAGCCAGGGCAGUUUCCAGGACAUCCAAAUGUGAACCCCAAGGAUUGCAAGGCAAUCUACUUAAGGAGUGGGACAAGCUAUGAGAGUCCUCUUAUGCCCGAAAUGGAAGCUAAGGAAGUACCCGACGAGAAGGAAGAAGAUGAGAUUGAGGUGGAAUCGCCUCUUAUACAAUCUGAGGUUCAACCCGAGGCAAUUGUCUCCCCCACGCCGAAAGAGGUUAAAAUUCAUUUUCCUCAAGUGGUGCAAAAGAAGAAGUUGGACGAGAAGCUUGUUAAGUUCCUUGAAAUCUUCAAGAGAGUGCACCUCAAUAUUCCUCUUAUUGAGGCUCUCCAACAAAUGCCCGGUUACCUCAAGUUUUUGAAAGAGAUUGUGUCCAAGAAGAAGAGGUUGGUUGAUUAUGAAACCGUAAACUUGACCGAGAAUUGUAGUGCAAUCAUCCAAGAAAAGAUGCCGGCAAAGAUGAAAGAUCCGGGGAGCUUUAACAUUUCUUGUGUGAUCGGGAAUGAUAGGCAAACUAAGGCCUUAUGUGACUUGGGGGCAAGCAUAAAUCUCACGCCUUUAAGCUUCUUCCGGAAGUUGAAGUUUGGUGUCUUGAAGCCAACUACAUUUACCCUUCAAAUGGCAGAUAAAUCCGUCAAAUACCCGAAUGGACUCCUUGAGAAUGUAUUAGUAAGAGUGAAUGAUUUUAUCUUCCCCGUGGAUUUUGUUGUUUUGGACAUGAAGGAGGAUCCAAAUGUCCCUCUCAUCCUUGGAAGACCAUUCCUAGCAACUGGAAAAGCUCUAAUUGACGUCACUAAGGGAGAACUCACCCUUAGGCAUGGAAACAAGACGGUCAUUCUCUCCUUGUUGGACAAGAUGAAACGUCAUGAAGUGGAAGAGUCCAAGAGAGUGGAAGAGGUGCCCUUAAAAGUUGAAGAGUGCAAGAUAAUACAAGCGGCACAUGUGAGGGCUAGGGAUGAUGAGGUUGAGAAUCCUUUGGAGGAAAUAUUUAUGCCUGAAUGGAUGUUUGAAGAUGAACAUGGAUUGGGGGGUAAAAAGAUGAAGGUUGCCAAAGUGGAAAUUGGAAUACCUAAAGAAGGUGUUGUUGGGGCCGAUGUGAAGCCCACUUGGUGGAAGAAGCGUCUACACAAGCUCUACUUGGCCGCUAAAGCGAAGAAGGGCCCCGAUGACAUUAUCCGAGUGAGAUUGGAUCAUUAAGUGAAAGCUUGAAGACCGUCGGGCAAACGACGUUAAACAGUUGCGCUAUGGGGGAGGCAACCCCUAGUAGGUAAAUUUUUUAUUUUUGUGUGUUUUGGUGUGUUUUUGUUUUGUUCUCGUUUUGGUGUGUUUUUGUGUUUUCUUUGUAUUUUGAGUGGAACAGGGAAAUAGGCUUCGAUGGGUGAAAAACGACAUCAAUGCACGUGGCCAGUGGCGCCUCUUCCUCGGCAGUGAAGGUGAAAAUGACUUGAAAACGAGCUUGAAGGAAGAAUCGCCUGACCGGGCGCGCUUCAAUGCGCGAUUUUCGUAUAAUAGCCACAACUCUCUCAUCUGGACUCCGAUGGGGGCGUGCAAGAUACUCACGUGAAGCCCUUUCGAAGACGAAGACAAUGCUUUUAGAGGAUUCCAGAAAAAACGCCCGACCGGGCGAUUUUUAAGGGGAAAACGCCCGACCGGGCGUUUUGGUCGCGAACUCCAGAAAGUUC
Salvia splendens (bonfire salvia) is the source of this 2708-nucleotide messenger RNA. RefSeq lists its product as uncharacterized. The transcript has 2 exons. Lineage: Eukaryota; Viridiplantae; Streptophyta; Magnoliopsida; Lamiales; Lamiaceae. The coding region runs from base 1 to 2223 and encodes 740 amino acids. The record is from RefSeq and is a predicted model, not a curated record.